Messenger RNA from Suncus etruscus (white-toothed pygmy shrew), 1236 nucleotides. It is a transcript of the gene LAYN, whose product is annotated as layilin. The record is from RefSeq and is a predicted model, not a curated record. The transcript has 7 exons. The coding region runs from base 55 to 1176 and encodes 373 amino acids. Gene Ontology annotation, molecular function: hyaluronic acid binding. Lineage: Eukaryota; Metazoa; Chordata; Mammalia; Eulipotyphla; Soricidae.
GAUGCUCCAGGUUUCCCUCUCCCAGCCGCCUGCAGCUUCCCACCGAACCCGGCCAUGCAACCGGGAGCGGUCCUGCAAGCCUUGCUGCUGGCAACGCUCCUGGCAGAGUCCUGGGCCGUGACCGGCCGCCUGCUGAGCGGGCAGCCAGUCUGCCGAGGAGGGACCCAGAGGCCUUGCUAUAAAGUCAUCUACUUUCAUGAUGCUUCUCAAAGAAUAAAUUUUGAAGAAGCCAGAACUGCCUGCAGGAGAGAUGGGGGCCAGCUAGUCAGCAUUGAGUCUGAAGAUGAACAGAGACUGAUAGAAAAGUUCAUUGAAAACCUCCUGGCAUCUGAUGGUGAUUUCUGGAUUGGACUCAGGAGGCAUGAGAAGAAACAUAAUAAUAGCACAGCCUGCCAGGACCUUUAUGCAUGGACUGAUGGCAGUACAUCAGCAUUCAGGAACUGGUAUGUGGAUGAGCCUUCCUGCGGCAGCGAGGUCUGCGUGGUCAUGUACCAUCAGCCAUCAGCACCCGUUGGCAUCGGAGGCCCCUACAUGUUCCAGUGGAAUGACGACCACUGCAACAUGAAGAACAAUUUCAUUUGCAAAUAUUCUGAUGAAAAACCAACAGAUCCUUCUACAAAGCCUGUAGGUGCAGGAAUAGAGCCAGCAACACACACAUUUUUAGAAGAUAUACAGAAAGAAGAGGACAAAGAAAUAUUUAAAGAAAAUAAAGACACUGCUUUGAAUCUUGCCUACAUCCUAAUCCCCAGCAUACCUCUUUUCCUCCUGCUUGUGGUCACCACAUUUGUAUGUUGGAUAUGGAUCUGUCGAAAGAGAAGGGAGGAGUCAAGCCCCAGCACAAAAGAACCGCAUACCAUCUGGCCUGCCCCUCAGUCUGGAAACAGCCCUGACCUAGAGGUUUACAGUGUCAUACGAAAACAAAGUGAAGCGGAUUUAGCUGAAACCCGGCCGGACCUGAAGAACAUUUCAUUCCGAGUGUGUUCAGGAGAAGCUACACCUGACAACAUGUCUUGUGACUACGAUAACAUGGCUGUAAACCCAUCUGAGAGUGGAUUUGUGACGCUGGCGAGCACAGAGAGUGGUUUUGUGACCAAUGACAUUUAUGAGUUCUCCCCAGAACGAAUAGGGAGGAGUAAGGAGUCUGGGUGGGUGGAAAAUGAAAUAUAUGGUUAUUAAGGCACAUGGAAGAAAGCUUGACCUAACAAGAAAGGAAAAGAAAUUCACCUAUUUUUUCAG